UCCUCAUUACCUGUAGUGCAUUUACAGCUGCCUACUUACCACUCUGCUUUUGUGCAGGAUUGCAGGUAGUCUCUUUAAUCUACAUUUUCCUUUUCCUUUCAUUCUACUCUCAAAUAGCUUAUCCUAGGCCAGGUAUGGUGGUACACACCUGUAAUCCCAGCUCUCUGGGAGGCUAAGGCAAGAUGGGCAAGUUUGAGCCUAUCCUAGGAAACUUAGCAACUUAGCAAGAGCAUAUCUCAAAAUUAAAAAAAAAAAAUAAGAAGGGUUGGGGAUAUAACAGUGGGAAGGCCCUGGGUUCAAUCCUGGGUACCACAAAAUAAAUAACUUAUCCUGCCACUAUCUUCUUUCCUAGUUUCUUCUGUCCUGUAUUGUGACCAUGUGUUAUGAUAACCCCAAAGGGGGGUGGAUACCAAAUAUGUGAUACAUUUGUUAUGACUUAUUAUUUUGUCGUGCAUUUGUAAUGUUUAUGUGUUCUCUUUUCCGUAGGAUCUUUGCUUCUCAAACCUCAAAUAGGACCUGUUUGUGCACUUUUACAGGUGAUAAAACCAGGACUGAGGAUGAAGAGUAAUCCCAGAAGGAAGAUAUGCCCAAGGACAGACUUAAUGAAGACAUUCCUCAGCAUCCUGAACCCAAAGAUGCUACUGAAAGUGAGAGCAGAUUAGAAUAGAGGAAAAGAAGACAAUAUAAAUGUGAUGAAUGUGGAAAAAGUUUUAGCCAUAGCUCAGACCUUAGUAAACACAGAAGAACUCACACUGGAGAGAAGCCCUAUAAAUGUGAUGAGUGUGGAAAAGCCUUCACUCAACACUCACAUCUUAUUGGGCAUCAUAGGGUCCACAGUGGAGUGAAACCCUAUAAAUGUAAAGAAUGUGGGAAAGAUUUCAGUGGGCUCACAGGCCUUAUUCAGCAUCAGAGAAUCCACACAGGUGAAAAGCCUUAUGAGUGUGAUGAGUGUGGAAGGCCCUUCCGUGUAAGUUCAGCUCUUAUUAGACACCAAAGAAUUCAUAUAGCAAAUAAGCUCUACCAAUGCAGUGGAAGUAACAGAGUUCUCUAGACACACAAGCCUAAUGAGUUGCCAGAGAAUCUGCCUUAGAGACCCAAAGAAUUUCCUUAACAUGGGCAAAGCUUCAGUCAUCAUUAAAAUCUUCUCUGGCACCACAGAAUCUACCUGAGUAAAUUAUCCUUUUAUUUCUAAGUGAGUGGAGUUUUUUGGGAGAGAUCAGUUGUUUCAGAAAGCCUUAUCUACAAUUGUAGCCCAAGACUGAUGCUCCCUGUUCAAAGUGAUUUCUACUUCUGCUCUAGCUCCUUCACACUUGACCAGUCAGUGUAUGGCAAUAAGCAAGACAUUCCAGUUUUUCUCUGCCUUCAUUUCCUCUAAAUGAUAAUAGUUGUGUUUUGGUAAAUUACACAACAAUUAUUUGCAAAUUAAGAACUAAACCAAUAAUUAUUUGUUAUAACCAAUAUUUUACCUUAAACUAAGGGAUGUGAUCAGUUUGGAAAUUUUUUGUUCUUCAAUUGCCAGAGACCUUUGUAGUUAGGUUCCAGUACCCACCUGCUCAGUAUACGACGCAGUCCUGAGAAAAAGAAUACACUAAGAGAACUAAGAAAGAAAACACAGGGCCAGGAUGACCAGUGCAGGUGCAACCAACAAAGGCACUGGACAGACCCAGGCACCUACUUUUAUUGGCAGUCAACUGGGGUAAAGCCAAUGUGUGCUUUCUAUGCAAAUUAAUGUAAACGAGGCUCAGAAAGGACAAGACGAAGCAUUCUCGAAUUAGAAACAGAAUAGACAAUAUAUAUGGUUGUAAUU
This is a messenger RNA of Heterocephalus glaber (naked mole-rat), 1807 nucleotides long. RefSeq lists its product as uncharacterized. Gene Ontology annotation, biological process: regulation of transcription by RNA polymerase II. The record is from RefSeq and is a predicted model, not a curated record. Gene Ontology annotation, molecular function: RNA polymerase II cis-regulatory region sequence-specific DNA binding; DNA-binding transcription factor activity, RNA polymerase II-specific. Gene Ontology annotation, cellular component: transcription regulator complex; PcG protein complex; chromatin. Lineage: Eukaryota; Metazoa; Chordata; Mammalia; Rodentia; Bathyergidae.